Molecule: messenger RNA, 3541 nt
Organism: Pteropus alecto (black flying fox)
Lineage: Eukaryota; Metazoa; Chordata; Mammalia; Chiroptera; Pteropodidae
Gene: EPHA10
Product: EPH receptor A10
Exons: 17
Coding region: 1-3027 (1008 amino acids)
Biological process (GO): axon guidance; protein phosphorylation; cell surface receptor protein tyrosine kinase signaling pathway
Cellular component (GO): neuron projection; plasma membrane
Molecular function (GO): ATP binding; transmembrane-ephrin receptor activity; protein binding
Source: RefSeq, a predicted model, not a curated record
AUGGAGACCGGUGCCGGCCCACAUCCGCAGCGCCUGUUCGUUUGCCUGAUGCCACUCUGUCUCUCUUUGCUUUUGGGGCCAGGGAAGCCCGGGACCGCGGAGGAAGUCAUUCUCCUGGAUUCCAAAGCCUCCCAGGCUGAGCUGGGUUGGACUGCACUGCCGAGUAAUGGGUGGGAGGAGAUCAGCGGCGUGGACGAGCACGACCGUCCCAUCCGUACAUACCAGGUGUGCAACGUGCUGGAGCCCAACCAGGACAACUGGUUGCAGACCGGCUGGAUCAGCCGCGGCCGCGGACAGCGCAUCUUCGUGGAGCUGCAGUUCACACUGCGUGACUGCAGCAGCAUCCCCGGCGCCGCGGGCACCUGCAAGGAGACUUUCAACGUCUACUACCUGGAAACCGAGACCGACCUGGGCCGCGGGCGUCCCAGCCCCGGCGGCAGCCGGCCCCGCAAGAUCGACACUAUCGCAGCGGACGAAAGCUUCACUCAGGGCGACCUGGGCGAACGCAAGAUGAAGCUGAACACGGAGGUGCGCGAGAUAGGUCCGCUCAGCCGACAGGGUUUCCACCUGGCCUUCCAGGAUGUGGGCGCAUGCGUGGCGCUGGUCUCUGUGCGCGUCUACUACAAGCAGUGCCGCGCCACAGUGCGGGGCCUGGCGGCAUUCCCAGCCACCGCGGCUGAGAGCGCCUUCUCCACGCUGGUGGAGGUGACCGGAACAUGUGUGGCGCACUCAGAAGGGGAGCCCGGCAGCCCCCCGCGCAUGCACUGCGGCGCCGAUGGCGAGUGGUUGGUGCCCGUGGGCCGCUGCAGCUGCAGUGCGGGAUUCCAGGAACGCGGUGACAUCUGUGAAGCCUGUCCCCCAGGGUUUUACAAGGUGUCCUCUAGGCGGCCCCUCUGCUCACCCUGCCCAGAGCACAGUCUGGCCCUGGAAAACGCCUCCACGUUCUGCGUGUGCCAGGACAGCUAUGCGCGCUCGCCCACUGACCCGCCCUGGGCCUCCUGCACCCGGCCGCCGUCGGCGCCGCGGGAUCUGCAGUACAGCCUGAGCCGCUCACCGUUGGCACUUAGGCUGCGCUGGCUGCCGCCGGCCGACUCCGGCGGCCGCUCGGACGUGACGUACUCGCUGCUGUGCCUGCGCUGCGGCCGCGAGGGCCCGGCAGGCGCAUGCGAGCCGUGCGGGCCGCGCGUGGCCUUCGUGCCGCGCCAGGCCGGGCUCCGCGAGCGCGCCGCCACGCUGCUCCACCUGCGGCCCGGGGCGCGCUACACCGUGCGCGUGGCGGCGCUCAACGGCGUCUCCGGCCCAGCGGCCGCCACGGGAGCCACCUACGCGCAGGUCACCGUCUCCACUGGGCCCGGGGGACCCUGGGAGGAGGAUGAGGUUCGCAGGGACCGAGUGGAACCCCAGAGUGUGUCCCUGUCGUGGCGAGAGCCUAUCGCUUCUGGAGCCCCGGGGGCCAACAGCACGGAGUAUGAGAUUCGCUACUACGAGAAGGGCCAGAGUGAGCACAUUUACUCCACGGUGAAGACGGGAGCGCCUGCGGUCACUGUCACCAACCUGAAGCCGGCUACCCGCUACGUCUUUCAGAUCCGGGCGGCUUCUCCAGGGCCCUCGUGGGAGAUCCAGAGCUUCAACCCCAGCAUUGAAGUACAGACCCCAGGGGAGGCUGUCUCAGGGUCCAGGGACCAGAGCCCCGCAGUUGUCGUCACCGUGGUGACCAUCUCAACCCUCCUUGUCCUGGGCUCCGUGAUGAGCGUGCUGGCCAUUUGGAGGAGGCCCUGCACCUAUGGCAAAAGAGGUCGGGACGCCCAUGACGAGGAGGAGCUGUAUUUCCACUUCAAAGUCCCGACACGUCGCACGUUCGUGGACCCCCAGAGCUGUGGGGACCCCCUGCAGGCUGUUCAUCUGUUUGCCAAGGAGCUGGAUGAGAAAAGUGUAAUUCCGGAGAAGAGCCUUGGAGCAGGGCGGUUUGGGGAGCUGUGCUGCGGCUGCUUGCAGCUCCCUGGCCGCCAGGGGCUCCCCGUGGCCGUGCACACGCUGAGGGAAGGCUGCUCCGACUCUCAGAGGCUCAGCUUCCUGGCCGAGGCCCUCACCCUGGGUCAGUUUGACCAUAGCCACAUCGUGCGGCUGGAAGGUGUCGUCACCCGAGGAAGCACCUUGAUGAUUGUCACGGAGUAUAUGAGCCAUGGGGCCCUGGACGGCUUCCUCAGGCGGCAUGAGGGCCAGAUGGCGGCUGGGCAGCUGAUGGGGCUGCUGCCUGGGCUGGCAUCAGCCAUGAAGUAUCUGUCGGAGAUGGGCUACGUUCACCGGGGCCUGGCUGCCCGCCGCGUGCUGGUCAGCAGUGGCUUCAUCUGCAAGAUCUCUGGCUUUGGGCGGGGACCCCGAGACCGAGCAGAGGCUGUCUACACCACCAUGAGUGGCCGGAGCCCAGCACUGUGGGCAGCCCCCGAGACGCUUCAGUUUGGCCACUUCAGCUCUGCCAGCGAUGUGUGGAGCUUCGGUGUCGUCAUGUGGGAGGUGAUGGCCUUUGGGGAGCGGCCCUACUGGGACAUGUCUGGCCAAGAUGUAAUCAAGGCUGUAGAGGAUGGCUUCCGGCUGCCACCCCCCAGGAGCUGCCCCUCCCCACUGCACCGACUGAUGCUUGAUUGCUGGCAGGAGGACCCAGGUGAGCGGCCCAGGUUCUCCCAGAUCCACAGCAUCCUGAGCAAGAUGGUGCACGACCCAGAGCCCCCGAAGUGUGCCACGACCACCUGUCCCAGGCCUCCCACCCCGCUGGAGGACCGUGCCUUCUCCACCUUCCCCUCCUUCGGCUCCGUGGGCGCGUGGCUGGAGGCCCUGGACCUGGGCCGCUACAAGGACAGCUUCGCUGCAGCUGGCUACGGGAGCCUGGAGGCUGUGGCCGCCAUGACUGCCCAGGACCUGGUGAGCCUGGGAAUCUCUUCGGCGGAGCAUCGGGAGGCUCUCCUCAGUGGGAUCAGCGCCCUGCGGGCACGAGUACUCCAGCUGCAGGGCCGGGGGGUGCAGGUGUGAGCAGCCCCCACUCUUCCAGGCCAGGACCCCAGGGGGGCUCCGGACUCGGCCCUGGCAAGCUGAGCCCCCCACUGUGUGGCAGCGAGCGCUCUCCUCCUCCACCCGGGGCCAGUUUCCUCGUUUCACUGCCUACACCUCCCAUUUUCGCCCGUCUGAACACCUCGGCUGACUCGGUCCCCUGGAAAAAGGGUCAGAUCCCUGGAGAGGACCCUUGAGAGAACAGCCGGAGGAAACGCAAGGUCUCAGGCACUGAGGUCAGGUGGGGCGCGGAGGGAAGACGUAGCUUUAAAUCACGAGGCUCAUGCCUUUCUGUCUUCCACACCCACUGGGGGCUGGAGCCUCCCACAUCAACCCACAGACCGUUGGCCAGCAGGCAGCACGGGUCCCUGCUGGGCUCCCGUUAAAACUGGCGGUGACCACAGCUGCCUGGCAGCCCAUCCUGAUGGGCCCUGGAGGGGCGGCGCCCUCAGCUCGUUGGGUUUGGGCUCAGCCCUGCCUGGGCAUUAGUCCUGGG